AUGAAUCCAAAAUGUGUAUGUACACAAAAGCAAAUUAGUGAGGAAAAAUCCAUAAAUAGCAGUCCUAUUAAUACAAAAAUUGUUUUAAUUGAUUUUGGAAAAGUACCCUUUCUUCAUAAAAGGUGUAAAGAUAUCUUAAUUGAUUUAGACGAUCAACCCCUUAAUGAAUUUGAAGUUAAAAAAUCAAGCAACUUAAGCUGUCAUGGGGAUACUUUUACCAUUACCCCAAAUUCCGGAAAAUUAAAUGUUGGAGAAAACCAACUGAAACUAAAAUGCUACUACAAACCGCAAGCGCCAUUUUUGAAAAGUGCAGAUGUUUUCACUUUAACUUCAUCUGACUUUGGUUUAAUAAUAACAGCUAGAGGAGAAUCAACAGGACCUGUGAUAUCUGCAUCUGAGAAACACAUCAAAUUUUUUGUCACACCUAAAGAGAAAUACGGCAAACAAGUAUUUUCACUUAAAAACAAUAUGCCCACAGAAUUCAUAGUUGACAUGGACCACAAACAAAAAUUGUUCGUUGUUAACCCAACUCGGGGUAUUAUAGAAAAGGAGAUAUAUAUUCGAGUAACUUUUAACCCAAAAGAAUACGGAACGUACUAUCAACAAUUAAAUUUUUUGAUUUUUGGUAACGAACCUGUAAUAGUAUCUUUAUUCGGAAGUUACAGUAAAGAGAAAGUUGACCCAGAAAAAACUUGUUACAUAAACUACCCUUUACCAUUCGAAGAUACGGUCAACUAUAACGCUUAUUUCAAAGACCUUUGCCAAGACCUAAAAAAUGAAAAGAAAGGUUUACCAAUUUAUCUGAACACAACUGACCUAGAUCUGGGAACAGUGAUUUUAAAAGAUGAUGAUCUUGAUUCUGGCGAUUUUAAUGGUAGAAAUGUAGAUUUUGUCUCAACAGAAACGUUGGCGGUAUCGUCCAAGAAUUUCAGUGUUACCAAUGAUAUGAAACAUGAAAUUGUUGUUAGUUGGAUAGAAGAUGACAAAGUUUUUCAAAUUCUGCCUAAAAAAGCUAGUGUGCCUCCCGGAGCAACAACGUUUUUUAAAUGCCUCUUCACUCCAUUUGAGAAUGAAAAAGUGUAUUUUAGAGCAUUUACUGCACAAGUCUAUUGGUUGUGUGCCAACGCAAUUGCUGAUCCUUCUGAUAUUAACACUAUUAUAAUUCCAUUAACUUUAUCGAUAAACGUACAAGGAAUUUCUUUUCAAGAAGAUCUGAUGCCGUUAACAAAUAUUGGACUUAAACCCCGACAUCUAUAUUUUGCCCCGAGUUUAGUUGGUACAAUUGCUUAUGAAAAUAUGCUUAUUUACAAUAAACUGCCUGGUCCUGUAAUCUUUAAACUUGUGGCGCCUGUAAAAAGCCGUAUCGCCAUGAAACCGAUGACGGGAAUUAUAAAAACGUUUGUCAUAAUCUCCGCGAGAUUUCGAGCUAACAAAAAGCCAAAGCCUCUGAUGGAAGUCUGGAAUCUAAUAAUAAAUGGCCAAGAAAGUAAACCGAUCUCCUUUUGUGUACAAGGAUUAGCAGACUUGCCUGCUAUAGAGGUUGGAAAUAAUAAUGAACUCAUUUUAUCCACAGCGCAAGUUGAUACAGUAGCCAAGGAAACUUUCUUUAUGAAAAAUAAAUGUUGCUUUAACCUGAGUUAUACUUUUAUACCAGUCGAUGAGUUGGUGUCUAUAUUACCCGAUACAGGAGAUAUUUUACCUUAUGAAGAAAUCCCUAUUACUGUUAUGUAUCAUGCUAAAGCGUGCGCACCAAAAGUUGUGGAAAUGGUUUGCAAGCUGUAUGUAAAGCAUAAGUUGGACGCAAUUGUGGGACCAAACUACGACCAUUUCUUUAUUGUUCGUUGUGAUAGAGCGUAUACACAACUCUGUGCAACCCCACUAUCUGACAGUUUUGAUUGCUUCGAAUUUGGAACCAUAAUCGAAAGUAACUUUAACAUAUUCAACUUUGGUCAAUCUUCAGUAAGUUUUCGUCUUCACGUUAAUUCAUUAGAAGCUACCAAUGACAAGAUCGCGGUCGUGCCUAAUUCAGGAGAUAUAGGACCCGGCCAACAUUUGCAGAUUAACUUAAAAAUAGAAUGCCUAACAAUGGGAGACAACAACUUCAAUAUAGAAUAUUCCCAGAGAAACAUUUUGGAGGAAAAUUCAACUUCGAACAUACUUUUAUUACCUAUUGCUUACCAUACAACUAUCGGAAAAAUCCGGAUUGCUGAAGUUGUAGAGCAUGAUUUUGGUGCCCUAUUUACCAAGUUGCAUUUUUGGGAAUAUCUUCAAAUCGACAGGUUGAACGAACAAUUUAACGAAGUUGAGCCUAACACAUCAGAUUCCAUAAAUAUACAGAUGCCGGACUGUGUCCUAGGAUCAAAACAUUAUCUUACACUAUUAGUAGAAAAUCCUACACAGUUCGAUACGGAGAUUAUUUUUAAAAGAAAAAAAGUUUGUGAGUGUGAAACUAAGCAAACUCCAGUUACUUUUAAUAAGACUAAAUUGCUUUACGAUUGUCCACAUAGAAAAGUACUGUUGAUCGAAACUACCAACCAGCAGAUUGAGAAAAAAUCAAGCAAAAUAAUAACAAUGACGAUAAGUUAUCAUAUACUAAGAGAAACGACAGUGGCGUACGAAAUCCAUUUGAGUCAUAACAGAUUAUUCACUCUCUACUUUCGUGUAUACGGAAUACCCACAGAUGAAAGCAAAGUAUCUGCCUAUAAUACUGAUUUUGUUAUGGCUUUUAAACCUGUCCACUUAUCCACUCGAGUUCCACCAAUGCAAUUGUUUUGGUUAUACAAUCAUUCCCAAUUUCCAGCCACGGUAGAAAUAACCAAAUCAAAAAUGACCGGGAUUUACAAAAAGUUAAAAUAUAAUGUGUUUGAAUGUACCCAGGAUAAAAGUGAAAUAAGCCCUUUUGGAAAAUUUGCACUUAAGUUCAAAUUUUGUCCCAUUGAAUAUCGUAAUUAUACAGCCAAGAUUUCCAUUUUAAUAAAGGGAGAAGAAACAAGACUUACUUUAAAAGGUACAGGCACUUCAAAAAGUGCACUGGAGGAGGACUAUUUUUAUAUUUCAAUGCCACAAGUUUGUAAAUCUACAGGAAAGUUCCCAGUUGUGUUUUCUGUUGAUUACUUAAUAGUAAGGUGCAUGCCGAUAUGUAAUUACACCGAGAGGAUUAUUUUUAUUCAAAAUAUUACCACCAACCUACUUAUCUAUUACGAAUGGAACUGUGUCGAUAUCCCCAAUUUCAUAAAAAUAACAGCCCGAGAAGAAAAUGGUUACCUCUUACCCAGCCAGUCCCAUGCUGUUACCAUACAGAUAAAAUCAUUUCAUCAAUCCCUAAUUUCUGAUUUUGUGCUGUCUUGUCGAAUGACUGUCUUACGACAAGUAGACCCAACGAGAAAAAAUGAAGAUAUUGAAAAAUACUUGUUAUCCGAAAUCGAAAAGUUGCAAGAGGUGGCAGUUGAAAAUACCCAAUUAAAAGAAAAUAAUAGCGUUCAGUACAAAGACGCAGAGAAACAGGAAAACCCUGAGAAAGAUACUACUAAAUACAUCAUGACCCUUACAAUCAGAGUAAAUGUUGUACAUACACGGGACUUAACUAACUUCGUAAAACCGUCAGAGAUUUUUACAUACCAUCCCCAAAAUAAACUGGAAAUAGAUGGUAUAACAGUACAACCUCUAGGAAAAGGGAGGAAAAUUUCUAAAAAUGAUAACUUGCAUAAAAAUCUUAUGGAAGAAGUCUUAAGAAUGAUAAUUUCAGAUGUUGUCUUUGACCAGCCACUUAAAGAAAUUUUAGAAGGAAUGAGAGAUGAAACGGACAUUUACUAUUCCCAAUUAAAGCCUAACAAAAAAGAACCCGAAACAUUGAAUACAGAAGAAAGAUUAAAACAAUAUUUGGCAAGACCGUCUUUAUCGAUUUUAGCAGAUACAUUAAAAACAUUUAUUCAUGAUGGCAUACUACAGACUUCUGAAAUAUCUACAGUAGUCAGAAAUAGAAUAAAGCAAGACAGUAAAAAAGAACAUGAAGAAGAAGAUACUCUUGAACACGAUAAAGAAACAGCUGACAAUAUAACUUCUGCAUGCAAAGAUGAGUGUGUUUGUAAAAAAGAUUAAAUUAUUUUAUGAUGUCUUG
Molecule: messenger RNA, 4117 nt
Organism: Diabrotica virgifera virgifera (western corn rootworm)
Lineage: Eukaryota; Metazoa; Arthropoda; Insecta; Coleoptera; Chrysomelidae
Exons: 17
Coding region: 1-4098 (1365 amino acids)
Source: RefSeq, a predicted model, not a curated record